AACGCACGGGCUCAAAUCUCUAAAGAAAGACUCGUUUCCUUUCUCUUGCUUCACAAACGCCAAACCCUCCACACACACCAAGUGCAGUCGCAAUUGAAACACUUCACAUCUCUCUACUCAAGUCAGGCGAUUUCCGCAAACACAUCCGAGGACAUCCAGCCUUAUCAAUACCGAAAGCUCGAUAUCAAUCAACCUGAGGACAUUAGCAAUAUUUUACACAACCUGAACACAAUUUGCGAACGGCACCACCUGGCUUGAAAUCAUGUCUGGACCACCACGAGGACGAGGUAGGGGUCGAGGAAGGGGUCGAGGCGGCCAAGGCUUUGGACAGCAACAAUACCAAGAUGGCGAUCAAUCGAUGUCUGACGCAAGGCCCUUCUUUCCACGCGGACGUGGUCGAGGCUACCAAGGCGGUCAGAACCACCAGCAGCGUCCUUUUGAUGGCGAAGGAGACGAAGCAAUGUACGAUGCAAACACGUCACGUGGUCGAGGGCGAGGACGAGGGCGAGGCCCACGAGGCGGUCACGAUCAUUACCAGCCGCCUCACCAACGCGAACAUAAACCCGCAAACGCCGACCGAUUGGAGCCAACAAAUCCGGCCGUUCAACUCAUGAAAGAUUUCCUCGGACGACGCUAUGAUGCAGCAAACAAGCUGCUCAAUCUCUCUAGUAUCGUUAGUGAUCAAGCGAUUCUUGAAUCCGGCAUGUUUGCUACAGAAUCGACGCAGAAAAAGUUCUUUCCCGCGCUUAUGAUCGUUUGCGACGACAUGCUGGAAACUCAAGAAGCAAAAGAGGAGGCGAUCCAGAGCGUUACGCUAAGCGGCAACGGCCUCCCGAACCUCAACGCAGUCUACAAACUUUGCUGGCAGCUAAACCACAUCAAGAACCUGGAUCUGAGCAAUAACGCAUUUGCCAACAUAGAAGCGUUGAAACCAUGGAAGCAGCGAUUCAAGAAUCUCGAGCACCUCAUUGUCGAUCCAUUCCCGGUUAGUGGAUGGGAAGAGGAGUUGACGUCGUGGUUCCCAAGGCUGAAGAUCCUAAACGACACCCAAGUCCGUGGCGGCGACAACAUGCCUUCGUUACCAGCACCCAUAUCCGCUCCAGUACCGGCAAUCACCGACCCGGAGCAGCAGAGGAAAGAAGAAAUGCUGCUCUACGUCCAGCAACAAACCAAUCUCAAGCGCGACUACGCGCUGCAGUGCUUGGAGGCAGCGCAGUGGAAUAUUGAGCAAGCGGGUGUGCUCUUCACACAGAGUCAAGCGACUCUUCCACCUGAGGCGUACAACUAGGUGAUGCACGCUAGCGUAGGGAUGGAAAUUUGCGAGGCACAAGAGAAGGAACCAGGUUGACAGGUGGUUUUAGACUCGGGCAAGGAAUCUAUUCAUUUAAAUCAUGCCAUUCGCGUUUGCAUGGCAUGGCACGGUAUGGCAGAUGCCCGCAGCGUGGCGUUGGUUAUGCGGGGGGAUCUUUGUGUAAACUCGACUCGCCUCGGCGAACUUGUAUUUUUUUCCAGGCGGUAAAUAUACCCACCAGCAAUAACAAGAUCAUGAAUAUGAACAUGAAUUCCAAG
Molecule: messenger RNA, 1569 nt
Organism: Cucurbitaria berberidis CBS 394.84
Lineage: Eukaryota; Fungi; Ascomycota; Dothideomycetes; Pleosporales; Cucurbitariaceae
Exons: 1
Coding region: 263-1288 (341 amino acids)
Biological process (GO): poly(A)+ mRNA export from nucleus
Cellular component (GO): nucleus
Molecular function (GO): RNA binding; protein binding
Source: RefSeq, a predicted model, not a curated record